UCAGCUGGGGACGGAGCGAGGACUAUGGAGACGAGUGAUCAGGUCUUUCUCAUUUCAUUUCUUCUCCUUCUAACUAGUCUUCUCUCGCUCUAGAAAGUUCACUCUGCUACAGUACAUUUGUAUGACGAGAUUGCCCUCCACUUUCUCAACGAAUUCCGAGCCUAUCCUCGUCUUCUUCUCAGAUUCUACCAACAGUCAAAGAUCCUCUGCUGAUCAACUUCUUCUUCUCCAUAUUUUCAUGGAACACCUGCUGACUUGAGAUUCCUAUGGAUUUGACCGAGGGCGUCGGAGAGAGCUCGUCACCGCCUCGAAGCUUCGUCAGCUUCAGCAACUACGAUGUGCGAAACGACGUGUACAACCGCUUGUUGGAGAGCGGUAAAGAAGACGCUUUGACUCAACCUGAUUUUCGUGAGCAGUUGGACGCUCACUUCAAUCGCUUGCCGGCUAGUUAUGGGCUUGAUGUUAACUUGGAUAGAGUAGAAGAUGUCUUGUUGCAUCAAAAGCUUCUUGCAUUGGCAAAAGACCCAGAGAAGCGGCCUGUUUAUCAUAUCCGUUUCAUGGAGAAUACUUCUACAAAAGCAGAUGAUGACGACGAUGAUGAUGAUAAUGAUGGCCAACAAGUUACUAGUAUCAUUUCAACCUCAAGGCCAUCAUGUGGUGAAGCUAAUGAAGGAGCUGCUCAGUCACAUGACAGAGCUAGGAAUUGUGCAAUUGACUCUAAGCUUGGGGACCUAAAUUUGGAUGUUAGAACGAAUGCUACGGACAUGGAUGGAAGACAUCUGACAGAGAGUUUUCCCCCAAGGCAAGAUAUACCACAUGUUCCCAUUCAUGAAGUCAUAUUUUCAACCAUUGACAAGCCUAAGCUUCUUAGCCAGCUUCAUUACAUGCAAUACAUUGUCUCCACUUUAGCAGUCUCUUGGUAUUCACUAAUUUCAAUGCAAGAUAUACCACAUGUUCCCAUUCAUGAAGUCAUAUUUUCAACCAUUGACAAGCCUAAGCUUCUUAGCCAGCUUUCUGCUUUGCUUUCUGAUUUAGGACUUAACAUCCGUGAAGCACAUGUUUUUUCAACGACCGAUGGCUACUCCUUAGAUGUUUUUGUGGUGGAUGGAUGGCCUGUUGAGGAUACAGAUGGUCUACAUGAAGCUAUGGAAAAGGCGGUUGCUAGAAGUGAGGGGUCAUGGUCAAGAUCUUCACAUUCUCAUUCGGCUGUGGAGAAAGCAUUAGCGGCACAAGAAAAACCUGGAAACUGGGAAAUAGACAGAAGACUAUUAAAGAUAGGCGACAGAAUUGCAUCUGGGUCAUGUGGAGAUUUGUACCGUGGAAUUUAUCUUGGUCAAGAUGUUGCGGUUAAGAUACUGAGGUCGGAGCAUUUGAAUGAUGCUCUAGAGGAUGAGUUUGCUCAAGAAGUGGCAAUUCUGAGAAAGGUCCAUCAUAGGAAUGUUGUGUGCUUUAUCGGGGCAUGUACGAAGUCUCCACAUUUGUGCAUAGUGACAGAGUAUAUGCCCGGUGGAAGUCUCUAUGAUUAUUUGCACAAGAAUCAUAAUGUCUUGAAGCUUUCAGAACUGUUAAAGUUUGCAAUUGAUGUCUGCAAAGGAAUGGAGUAUUUGCAUCAUAAAAACAUAAUUCAUAGGGAUCUGAAGACAGCAAAUCUGCUAAUGGACACUAACAACGUUGUAAAGGUGGCAGAUUUUGGUGUUGCUCGGUUCCAAAAUCAAGAGGGAGUAAUGACAGCAGAGACUGGAACCUACAGAUGGAUGGCACCAGAGGUUAUCAAUCAUCAACCAUAUGAUCAGAAAGCAGAUGUGUUCAGUUUUGCAAUUGUACUUUGGGAGCUAGUAACAGCCAAAGUUCCAUAUGAUACCAUGACUCCGUUGCAAGCUGCCUUGGGAGUUAGACAGGGACUGAGACCGGAUCUUCCCAGUACUGGACACCCAAAGCUGUUGGAAUUAAUGCAGAAAUGUUGGGAUGCAGAUCCUUCCAAUCGGCCUUCCUUCUCUGAUAUAAUAGCUGAACUUGAAUAUCUCCUCCAAGAAGUUCAGGUAGGACGAUCCCUCUCCUCGCUUUUUUCAGGUCUCAUUGCCCCUCGUUCUCUUGGCCCCACAGUGAACUAAGAUACAUGAAAUCUCAGGAAAUUUCGGAAGCUACCAAUGG
Prunus mume (Japanese apricot) is the source of this 2151-nucleotide messenger RNA. NCBI's taxonomy places the organism in Eukaryota, Viridiplantae, Streptophyta, Magnoliopsida, Rosales, Rosaceae. The record is from RefSeq and is a predicted model, not a curated record.